Messenger RNA from Clunio marinus, 2621 nucleotides. The record is from the annotation of a GenBank genome assembly. Lineage: Eukaryota; Metazoa; Arthropoda; Insecta; Diptera; Chironomidae.
AAUUCUUUCUCUCGUCUUAUGUGUGUAUUCAAAAAGGAUAAAUUAGGUUCGAGAUUUCCUUUGUAAAAUGUCCAAACAAAAAAUUAAUAAAAAUUACGAAAGAGAGAGAAAAUGAAAUGAAACAGCAGAAAGAAAAUAGAAUGUGAUAAGAUUUUUACUUUUUUGUGUUGGUCUUUUUGUGGAUGAUUUCGACUCAAAGAAUGAAGAAAUUGUCAAAUCUUUAGAAAUAUGUCUAAGAAAAAAUGACUUAACAUGAUGUGUAUUAAAAAUUAUUCUUUAUAAAUGCUGAAGUCAUUAUAAUCAUGGAAAAAUCUUCGAGUUAUAAUGAAAAUAAAAUUGAAAAGUUAGUGCGCGUAGGAUUCUAUGAAUUAGAAAAGACAAUAGGAAAAGGAAAUUUUGCGGUGGUGAAAUUAGCAACGAAUUCAAUCACAAAAUCGAAGGUUGCCAUAAAAAUCAUAGAUAAAACAUGCCUUGAUGAAGACAAUUUAGCUAAGACUUUCCGGGAAAUUUCAAUCUUGAAGCUUCUGCAUCAUCCUCACAUAACACGACUUUAUGAAGUUAUGGAAUCAAAGAAUUCAAUUUAUCUCGUGACAGAACAUGCCGGGGGUGGAGAAAUUUUCGAUCAUCUCGUUUCAAAUGGACGCAUGAAAGAGGAAGAAGCUGCAAGAAUUUUUUCUCAAAUUGUUUCAGCUGUUGACUACUGUCAUCAAACUGGAAUUGUUCAUAGAGAUUUAAAAGCUGAGAAUGUUCUUCUCGAUGCUGACAUGAAUAUUAAGCUUGCUGAUUUUGGAUUUAGUAACACAUUCAUAGAAGGAAUCUUCUUAAAGACAUUUUGCGGAAGUCCACCUUAUGCGGCGCCAGAGGUUUUUCAAGGACUUGAAUAUGAUGGUCCACGUGCCGAUAUUUGGAGUUUAGGCGUUGUGUUAUAUGUGCUUGUAUGUGGUGCUUUGCCAUUUGAUGGAGCGACCCUUCAUGACCUUCGAAGCGUUGUCAUUAGUGGAAAGUUUCGGAUUCCAUUCUUUAUGUCACAGGAGUGUGAAAAUCUCAUCAGACAUAUGCUUGUUGUCGAACCGGAACGUCGCUUUUCAUUGAAGCAGAUAGCGAAUCAUAAAUGGCUAGCCAGAUACAAUCUUAUCAAUAUAACAGAAUUAAAUGAAUCUUUAACAUCACAAAUUGAUAAAAGAAACUUGGACACAAUGGUCAUUAACCGUAUGUUAGAAAUUCCAGGAUUGACUACAGAUUUGAUAGCUCAGUCAGUGCAUGAAGCACGUUAUGAUCACAUUUAUGCAAUUUAUCAUCUACUUUGUGAUAAAUUGGAAGAGAAACGAAAAGAGCAAAAGCGACUUCAACAAAUUGCAUACUCAAGAUCACGGAAAACGAGUAUAACAACCGGUAUUGUUGACAGAUCCGAGACUAUGAAACAAGAAACAAUUGACCGACUCAGUCCACUGACAAGCACCGUCACAAUUACAGGUCAAGUCGGUCUUCAAACAUUGGAUUUAGAUUUUGAGAAAUUCAGUGUUGAUUUGGAUGUUGAUUCUAGUUGUUAUCAGCAACGUCAAUCGGAUUCGUCACAAUUAACAGUCAAUAUAAAUGGAAAUAUUCGACGACAUACUGUUGGUCCCGGUGAUGUCGCUCAUGAGCAAGCUUUGGGAAAUCCAGUUGCAAUGAACUUUAAAUUUGACGGAGUCUCAAUGGGACCAAAUCAGAUUCCACUCAAUUUACCCAUGCUCCAAAAUCAGCCAAUAAAUACAUUUACAGUUAAAGAUCAACAUUUACUGAAGCCUCCUAUUGUGAUGGGUGCAACAGGUGGUUUUGGUCGCAGAGCUUCUGAUGGCGGAGCAAAUUUGCAUAUUUUUUACCCAUCAUCAGCCCCAACACAGAAUACCAACAAUGAUCUUUACAGUCGUCAAAAUUCUAACGAAUUUAUGAUGGUGACAGACCAAAUAUCUUCCGGAUAUCAAUUAAAAGGCGAUAAUAACAUGGAAAGUAGUGAAGAUUCUAAUGAUGAAAUUCAACGAUAUAUGCAUGGACGUGGUUGUUCCAAGCGACACACUGUUGCAUGCACUGAAGAUCUAUCAAAAAGUUCAUCAUCACAGAAUAAUGAUAUUCCUUCCGCUCAUUCACCAAUUCCAUCUACACCAGGUAUAAAUCCGAGUAAUUCCUCUUCAAGUGGAAGAACGAGAAGAACAGGAUUAUUAACUGUUAUGGAACGGCCACCAGUUAUCAGCCCUGAUCUGAUACGAGAGGUUGAAGCGAGAAUGAAUCGUAAUUAUUUGCCACCGUCUUUAAAACAUGCAGCUCAAAUUUCCAGCAGUCCUCCUCAAAACUCUUAUGUGAUGCCACAACAAAGACGUUUUGGGAAAGCUUGUAAAUUACCAACAGUACAAGAAGUUAUGGGCCGUUAUUCGCCUGUGCGUCGUGCAUCAGAAGGCUCUCGCAAUCCUCACGUGCAUGGACCCUUCCAAGAAUGUCAACAGCUACAGAAGGGUCUUGCACAGCAAAGGAACAAUUAUCUUGUUACACCCAGUCCGCCAUCUGAAAACUCAGUUUCUCUACCAGGUAAUAAUAAUAACACAAACAAAGAAAUGUAUAUAAAAUGCUGUUUAUGUUUUGGUUAA